Molecule: messenger RNA, 2954 nt
Organism: Alligator sinensis (Chinese alligator)
Lineage: Eukaryota; Metazoa; Chordata; Crocodylia; Alligatoridae
Gene: RAB15
Product: RAB15, member RAS oncogene family
Exons: 6
Coding region: 16-516 (166 amino acids)
Molecular function (GO): GTPase activity; GTP binding
Source: RefSeq, a predicted model, not a curated record
GGGGUGGACUUUAAGAUGAAAACUAUUGAAGUGGAUGGAAUCAAGGUGCGAAUACAGAUCUGGGACACAGCUGGCCAGGAGAGGUACCAGACGAUAACGAAGCAGUACUACAGGAGAGCCCAGGGGAUAUUCUUGGUCUACGACAUCAGCAGUGAACGUUCCUACCAGCACAUAAUGAAGUGGGCCAGCGAUGUGGAUGAGUAUGCACCAGAUGGGGUCCAGAAGAUCCUCAUUGGGAACAAAGCAGAUGAGGAGCAGAAGAGGCAGGUGGGCAGAGACCAAGGCCUUCAGCUGGCCAAGGAGUACGGCAUGGACUUCUAUGAAACAAGUGCCUGCACCAACUUAAACAUUAAGGAGUCCUUCACUCGGCUGACGGAGCUGGUGCUGCAGGCUCACAAGAAGGAGCUGGAUGGGCUCCGCACGUAUGCGGCAGACGAACUGAACUUAGCUGAGCUGGAGGAGGAGGAGCGCAAGCCGGACGGGGCUGAGAACUCUCCCAAAACCUGCUGGUGUUGAAAAGCCCCACCCUGCCCCCAUGUUACCUCUUCCUGCCCCAGGCCUGGCUGGCUGCCUCCGUUCCUGCCCUUGCAUCCUCCAGUCACUGGUCUCUGCUGCCCCCAGUGUCCCCAGCACCGACAUGCUUCGUGCCCUCCUGCCAUGCCACAUGUGCCAUCCACCUGGCAUGAUUCUGCCUGCCCUGGCGGAUCAGAGGCUCUCAGGAUCUGCUUCCCCUGGAGGCGCCAGCAAGCAUGGGCUGUGCUCAUGUUGCCUGUGGGCUUCGCUACAGAGGGUAAAGCCACAGGCACUGCCAGUGAGAUGGAUUUGAGAUGGGGCUAAGGAACAACCUGGGCAGAAUGGUUCUGAGCUCAUGUCCCUCUGCCAUCCCUUGGCAGGGUAUCCCAGACAUCGGCCUGCCCUGGACAUCCACUGGCUGCAGCUGACACCGGCCCCUGCAUGGGGGCAGAGGAGGGAGGCUCCCUGGCAACAAUCCCCCCAAGUCCCAGCUUUUCCAGCGUGGAAGCUGAGGCCAGAACCAUUGGCUCAAAAUGGUGGGAUCUCAAGAGGGGCUGAUCGGCCCUGGCUCCUGCUGGGGCUGCCCGACUCCUUUAGGUUUACGUCGUCUUUCCUCAGGUACCUGGGUUGGAUUUAGGCCUCUGGGCUAUGAUUUCUCCUCAGCUGGUCAGAGAGAGAGUGGGGAAGGCCCUUGGCCUGUUCCUGCUCAGCAAGUGAUGAGAGGUCUUAAGGGCUGUCCCAGUGCCCUCUUUGCCAGCAGGCUCCCCUGCCUGUCAUGACUGCGGCAGGCAAAGAUCUUCUCAGAGUCCAUGGAAACUACAUGGAGACUUCCCUCAGCUCUUCUCAGGCCUGGCCUGGGCUGGGAGGGAGUCAGGCAUGGGGUCUGACUGCUGGAUGGGGUGGGUGAUGGGGCAGAGGUGUGACAGCCUGCUUUGUUCACUUCUCUGGAAGCUUCAUUUGCAGGGUGCUGUCAGCUCACAUGUGGAGAGGAGCCCCUGAGGGUCCCAGCCCAGCCCUGGGGGCUUCAAGAGGGGUUGUGGACCAUGCUCCUACCCAGGGUGAUGCAGCAUAGGCUGCACGGACAGGAGCUUCACUGGGCUGCUGCUCUGUGUGCCAUCAUCUGAGGAACCCUUGCUGGCAGGGGCAGAGGGGCAUGCCCAGGUGCUGCAGUGGGUGGCAGAGCUGAGCACCAUGCUUCCCAGAAGAGGAAGGAGCCUGGGUUUUCUGAUAAGUGUGCAGCUACAAUAGUGCUAUUGACACAGCUCUGCAUUGUGUCCUGUAAGCAGCAGGGGCUCUGGGAGGCUGCCAAGGGUGGCUGGUAGGGCAGAGGUGUGACUCACAGUGCACUGAUUAACCCUUCCUGCUCUAGUGCUUGCAAUCACUGCUGCUGUUCCAUCAAGUCCUGCACCACUGAAGAAACAGCAGGUACAGGGGCCUUGUGCAGGGUGGUGCUGCUAGAAGGGAGGGUGGAGAGGCCUGCAGGAAAGAGGGCCUUGUUUUCUGCAAACAGAAAUGUGACACAAUGGGCUGUUUGCCAACCCCACUCCGUCCAUUUAACAGACUUUGGUGUGCUCAAGGCAGCUGUGGGACCUUGGGGCCCUUGCACAAAACAGGUGUGGAGAAAGAAACGGUUGGUUUGUCCUGUGUGGCAGGGGCAAACAGUCAUCCUUCAGCUGGCAUUGGGGAUGGGGGGCAGGUUUUGGGCUUGUUGUUGGGGGGGUCCCUCAGCAGUCACAUACUUUUACAUGAGAUUCCUCCCUGCCUGCAGACACUGCACAGUCCAGCUUGGCUCCAAGUGUCCAGUCAUGUUCACCUCCAGCCUUUGGCAUAAAAAACCUGAGAUCAGACCUGAGCUAGGCUGGGGGCUCAUGAUACCUAAGGCUGGGGAGGCAUCAGUUCACUCUGCUAGCUUAUCUCAGCAUGGACCCAGCAAGGGAGCCACAGCUACAUGAAGUGUGUGUGAUGGGGGUCAACACUGGCUGCGGUGAGAGGGACAGUUUGAACCCUGCUGAUAAGUUGCCUUGGGGCCUAGCUUAGUGCAUGCUCCCUUCCUGCCAGGCUGCAUUGCCCUCCAGGUGAUGCAUUUGGAAAGCUCCAAACCCCCAGCCCUGGGGGAGGGGCACCCCUAAUGCACUUCCAGCUGGGAGAUAGCAAGACCUGUCAAUAUUUGGACACCCUGGAGCUUGGCUUCAUGCCUCAAGCUUUUGCACAAAGAUGGCAGAGGUUAGAAACUCCACCUCCCCCAGAAUCCCUGCCCCAGCCCCGUCAUCUCAUUGUCUGUCUGGAAGCUGUCUGCCUUGUCACCAAGACACCAACCACGCUGCAGCUCCACAUCCCAGCUGUAUGUGCACGUCGUGCUCACGGUGCCUGCCACCUCCCUUGUGUGACCCUCCCCGAAGUUCAUUAUUUUAGACACAAAUGUUUACAAAAUAAAGGGGGUU